AAUUUAGACAACUGCAACACACUAACCACAAAUCGUUUCUCAUUCAAACCAACCACACACAUCCUGCUUAAUUCUCAACCUCAUUCAACUAUCAAAUCAGACACAGCAGUCGAAACUAUCAAUCAACGGUCGGUCAACAACUAUCAACUUGUCAGUGCAUAAUCUGAUAACAACACAAUCAUUAUUCUCAUCUGAUAUAUCACUCUGGCUGUAACAAUUCAGUCAAAACACGGUUAUCGAAAGGCCAAUCGUAGAACAAAUAUGGUUUCGUGUGCAGAGAAAUAUGUCAGUAAACAACACGUUAUAGCUGAUCGUCUACGAUUGACCUCGAGUCCAUUGGUGCGUGCAUGUUUGGGCGAAUUCAUGGGUUCAAUUAUCCUAUUGAUCUUUGGUAAUGGUGUGUUAGCACAAGUAAUUCUGGGUGAUCACGGCAAACAAGCUCACGGAACAUUCAUUUCAAUUAGUUUGGGAUGGGGUUUCGCAGUAUAUAUGGCUGUGAUCUUCUCUGGACAAUGUGGUUCCGGACACUGUAAUCCAGCUGUCACACUGGCAUCUGCAAUCGUGGGGAAACUACCAUUUCGACGUAUACUGUUCUAUACACUGUUUCAAGUACUCGGUGCUUUCCUCGGUGCAUUGGUUGUGUUCGCAGUGUAUCGGGAGAAAAUCAUGGAAUAUGCUGUAACACACGAUAAUGGAAAGUUGUUGUUGAAUUCGACAGGUGGUAUAUUUGUCACCAAUCCAUCUGCAUCUCAUCUGACAUGUUUUCUGGAUCAAGUUCUGGGUACUGCGUUGUUGACAGCAGGAGCGUUUGCCAUCACUGAUCCGAAUGGAUGGAAACUUCCAGACCACUUGCACCCUCUACAUCUGGCAUUUCUAGUGUAUGCUCUGGUUGGUUGUUUUGCAUUGAAUGCUGGAGCAGCACUAAAUCCAGCUCGUGAUCUCGGACCGAGACUGAUGAUAUUUCUAUUUGGUUGGGGUAACCAAGCAUUCAGUGGAGCAGAUUAUUUCUUCUGGAUACCGAUUGCUGGACCAUAUAUCGGAGCUGUGAUCGGCGCAGUUUUAUACGAAUUAACCAUCGGCAUACAUUUGGAUCGGAAACCGGAAUUCGUUGUAGAUGUGGAUUAUGACGAUGUACGACCUGAUGGUAAAAUGUUAGCAUCCUAUUCAUCACCCAAUCCUUCACAAUUAUAACUCAUCACUCUCGACACUCACACACACAGACACACACAGUCCAAUCAUUGUCGAUACAUCACAAUUACUGUUACAUUUUGUUUGUGACUUUCUAAAUAUUUGACAUUGUACAUUGGUGAGUUGAUUCACUUUCUGUCCAGAUCACUUGACCAUUCAACAUGCACAUUGUGAUACAUGAUGUUGAUAAUGAAUCGUAGAAACAAAAACGUGAUUAUUCUUUUCAGUAAAAUUCAAUAUAUUGAUUGUAUUUGUUUGUUGUUUUUCAUUUACUAGUCUAAUCAGAAACACCACACACCUCCGCAUUCCUCACUUUGAAAAUGUUGACAUUGGUAGAAAUUACGAGGAAUCCGAUGUCAAACCGUUACGAUAAAUAAAUGCAAAGUAGUUGAGAGGAACAGAGAGGAUUAGUUAAGUGAAUAGAGUACUAACAACAUCGGAUAGUGUUGUGGAACGAUGAUCAAUCAAAACAGAGAUGACUAUCGCUCAUACAUUCAUCUCUAUUUUUACAUUCAGG
Messenger RNA from Schistosoma turkestanicum, 1705 nucleotides. Lineage: Eukaryota; Metazoa; Platyhelminthes; Trematoda; Strigeidida; Schistosomatidae. The record is from the annotation of a GenBank genome assembly.